Molecule: messenger RNA, 1612 nt
Organism: Pungitius pungitius (ninespine stickleback)
Lineage: Eukaryota; Metazoa; Chordata; Actinopteri; Perciformes; Gasterosteidae
Gene: pdgfrl
Product: platelet-derived growth factor receptor-like
Exons: 6
Coding region: 267-1367 (366 amino acids)
Source: RefSeq, a predicted model, not a curated record
CAGUUCCAUCCUCAUGACGCAAGGCUUUCCUUCUAACAUGAUUUCCACUCAGGCCCAGCAGAUGGCUCCAGAAUUUGACUCUCCCGGUCUGACGAGAGGGAGUAAACAGUAAAGGCUCUGAGCUUAUUUUCCCUUUUUCUCUCAUUCCGUGAGGAUGGAGUUGGAUAUCUAGACAAGAAAGCCAGAGCCUAAAGAGUUCCUACUGAGCCCCCAAAUCAAGACCACAUCAAGACUCCCCGACUCUGUCCGUCACAGCAGACCACAGCAUGAAGCUCUGGGUUGUUCUUUGCAUGGCACUGCUCUGGGUGGAGCUCCAAAACGGUGCCUGCCAGCAGGUCAAGCGGAGAAAAGAUGUCGGAGAGAACCGCAUUCGGCCAGGGGGGAAGCGGGUCAAGGCGCGACCGACCAAGCCAAAAGAUGGAGGAGGGAAAGGCCAGUCCCUGCUGACCCAGGUCCUGGAUAAGGGUCGCUUCCUGCGCCUGGGCCCGAGCAUCACCAUGACACCCGGGAGGAACAUGGAGCUGCGCUGCAAAGGCAAUUCCAUCGGAUGGUCGUACCCGGCCUACCUGGACACCUUUAACGACUCGCGCCUCAGCACCAAGCCCAGCGACAAGUACAGCCAACUGAUCCUGACAUCGCCCUCUGCUGCUGACACGGGGCCCUACAGCUGCUGGGUGAUUGUGUGCGACGGCACGGAGUGCGAGAGGGACCAUGAUCGCACUUACACCUCAUACAUCUAUUUCACGGACAAAGACAACCUCUUCGUCCCCUCGCCCGUCCACUUUGAGAUCGUGUACCUGCGUCCGGACCGGCCGGCUGUGGUGCCCUGCCGCGUGACCAACCCGCAGGCCAAGGUGUCCCUGCACAGAGAAGUCCCUCCGGAGGAGAUCCCGGCCAACGGGACGCAGCUGACCUACGACCCCACCAAAGGUUUUGUCCUGCAGAACCCCAGCCCGGAGCACCAGGGGGUCUUCUACUGCAGGGCCGCGACCAAAGGCACCCCUCAGAUCUCCAGCAAGUACCAGCUGCUCUAUGUGGAGGUGCCGAGUGGGCCACCAUUUGUGAGUCUUGACGCCUCUUCGAAGUCAGUGGGAGGAGGAGACAGCAUCAAUGUAACUUGCACGGUGUUGGGGGAGCCAGAGGUGGACGUGAGCUUCACCUGGUCUUAUCCCGGUCAGGGCCGUCGCCCGGUUCACAUCCAGACUUCCUGGAGGCUGGUUAACAGAGGAAUGAGCCACACCACACGGAUCACCCGGAGCGUCUUGACUCUGGAAGACAUGGAGACCAUCGACUUUGGAAACUACAUCUGCAAAGCCAGGAACCAAAACGGAGAGACCAUCGUGGCAACCAACGUUUUCUCAAAAUAACCUCGGCAAGGGGGCCUGACAUCUGCUGAGAUGUAACACAGCAGCUACUGUGAGGAGAUCAGCAUGUAUAGACAUACAACUGGGUGUUUUUUUUAGAUUGCACAUUGUGAUAACAUUAAAGAUUUGCUACAUUCUCAAACACAACCGUUCCUGUAGUUUUGCAGCUGGUCAGCUGACAUGACUGUACAGGUCUGCAUUAAAAAAGAUGAAUUAUGCAUGAGGUCAAACAGAAGUGUUUACAAUGU